Setaria italica (foxtail millet) is the source of this 536-nucleotide messenger RNA. Its product is annotated as 60S ribosomal protein L38. Gene Ontology annotation, cellular component: cytosolic large ribosomal subunit; ribosome. Gene Ontology annotation, molecular function: structural constituent of ribosome. NCBI's taxonomy places the organism in Eukaryota, Viridiplantae, Streptophyta, Magnoliopsida, Poales, Poaceae. The record is from RefSeq and is a predicted model, not a curated record. Gene Ontology annotation, biological process: protein-RNA complex assembly; translation. The coding region runs from base 115 to 324 and encodes 69 amino acids. The transcript has 3 exons.
UAUAUAAUCCGCUCCCCUCCCGCCCGCCGCCGCCUCUGCAUUCCCUUCUUCCCGUGGGAUCCCAGCCGCCGCCGCGAGAAGAAGAGCUCGGCGACUCCCAGGUCUCACGAGAAGAUGCCGAAGCAGAUCCAUGAGAUCAAGGACUUCCUUCUCACCGCGAGGAGGAAGGAUGCCCGUUCCGUGAAGAUCAAGAGGAGCAAGGAUGUUGUCAAGUUCAAGGUGCGCUGCUCCAAGUACUUGUACACCCUCUGCGUCUUCGAUGCUGAGAAGGCAAACAAGUUGAAGCAAUCUCUCCCCCCAGGUUUGAGCGUCCAGGAGGUUUGAAGGAAAGACAACAUCUAGAUGAACUACCGAAAGCUUCCUUGUUAGCAGAGCAUGCUCGUCUAUGUACCUUUGGAACCUACAUGCUUUUAGACCUACCUGUCAUGGAUUUGUAGAUCUCGAAUUUUGGGAGAAAAAUACCAUUUUACUGUGUUCCAGGAUGCAGCUUUUCAGUUUAUUUCGUUUUCUUAACUGCAUUCUGCUUUGGAAUUUUA